Molecule: messenger RNA, 1158 nt
Organism: Neospora caninum
Lineage: Eukaryota; Apicomplexa; Conoidasida; Eucoccidiorida; Sarcocystidae
Product: putative MORN repeat-containing protein
Exons: 5
Coding region: 1-1158 (385 amino acids)
Source: RefSeq, a predicted model, not a curated record
AUGGGGUGCACGGGGAGCAAGGCGGCGGUGGCGAAGAAGCCUGAAUCUCUGGAGGAGAAGGAGAAUGCGAGGCAACAGGUGCCCAAAAGCCAGUCGGGAACACUCGCUGGCGCGGCUCCGGUUGAAGCCACACAGGACCGCAGGGGUGAAGGGAAGAACGCAGCAUCACGGUCAACCUCGCGAGCGGGAGAGGCGACCGAAGUAAGGACUGCUGCGUCUACUGAAGUGAAAGGCCCCCCCGCACAAGGUGGACAGAUCGAUAUCAACGAAGAUCCUUUGGCGGGGAUCGUCCUGGAGCCCCCGGAGGAUUGUGAACCCGUCAUGAUGAAGAACGGCGUUGUUUAUAGAGGAGAAUGGAAGAAUGGAAAGCAGCAUGGCCAGGGUCAGCAGAAGCAGGCGGAUGGUGUCGUUUACAUCGGACAGUUCUACGACGGCCAUAUCGAAGGCUUUGGCCGUCUAGUGCGGCCCGACGGCAGCAAGUACGAAGGCGAGUUCGCCCAGGGGAAGGCUCACACCAAGACCCGCAACGGCAAGUACACCUUUGCCGACGGCAGCGUUUACGUGGGUCAGUGGAUCGCUGACAAGCGACACGGCAUUGGCAGGGAAGUUACUCACGACGGCAGCGUGUAUGAGGGCGAGUACCGAAACGGCUGCAAGCAUGGACAUGGCCGCAUGCAGUCUCCUUCCGGCGAUGUCUACGAGGGCGAGUUCAGCAAGGGUGACAUGAACGGUAAAGGCCGGUAUUGCUGGCCAGAUGGGCGGAUUUACGAAGGAGAAUGGUCAAUGAGCCGGAUGCACGGAAAGGGGGUAUUCUUCUUCGUUGACGGUCGCAAGUACGAGGGAGAAUUCAAGGACAGCAAGAUGGAGGGAGAAGGGAGGCUGACGUGGCCGGAUGGAAGCGCCUACCAGGGUGGCUUCAAAGGAGGCCUUCCGCAUGGGCGAGGCACUCACCAGGCGACGGCAGAAACCAAGCCACGGCUAGCGCUGUGGAAUCAAGGCGUGAGAGUAAAAUGGCUUAACGACGAAGAGAUGCAACAGGAAGGAGAACACGGAAAGCAGGGGUCCGAGGGGCCGUCGAAACCGUCUCCAGCACAAGGGGAUAGGAGCACAAAACCACAGGAGCAAGCAAACGAGAAGGAAAAAGUCAGCGGAGAGUAA